Molecule: messenger RNA, 1061 nt
Organism: Ricinus communis (castor bean)
Lineage: Eukaryota; Viridiplantae; Streptophyta; Magnoliopsida; Malpighiales; Euphorbiaceae
Product: mitochondrial import inner membrane translocase subunit TIM23-2
Exons: 1
Coding region: 312-857 (181 amino acids)
Biological process (GO): protein import into mitochondrial matrix
Cellular component (GO): TIM23 mitochondrial import inner membrane translocase complex; mitochondrial inner membrane
Molecular function (GO): transmembrane protein transporter activity
Source: RefSeq, a predicted model, not a curated record
GACAAAUAUCUAAAACCUCAAACCUUCUAAAAGGAAAAGUUGGACUAAAUAAAACCCUUUCUUUCUUUGCCGUUAAACCCUAACCCCAGAAAACAGCUUCUUCUUCUUCUUCCUAGAAACCUCUUCUCUUCCAUUUUCACAUUUCAUACAUAUACAUAUACAUAUACAUAUACAUAUAUAUAUACCCACUAGAAUAAAAAUCAAUCUCUCAAACACCCGAGAGCCCUAAUACCCAAAUCCACCCACAAAAACCCCUUUCUUUUUCCACAUAAAGGUCACAGUUUCAUUUCUUCGUAAUCGAGAGAAACCCCAUGAUGGACGAUUCGAACGAUAAAAAGUACUUGACAUAUCACCCGUAUCAAGAUCUUUACAACGUGCCAGCACAAAGCCUAUACAAACUGCCCACGUCGCCAGAAUUCCUAUUUCACGAAGAAGCUUUAUGUCAACGCCGUAGCUGGAGCGAGAAUCUUCAAUACUAUACCGGAACCGGGUAUUUAUCGGGCGCAAUUGUCGGGGCAGCUAAGGGUUCAUUAGACGGAAUCCGAUCUGCAGAGCCUGGCGAUACAAUGAAAUUACGGGUCAAUAGGGUAUUGAAUUCGGGUGGGCAUAUGGGUCGGAAAUUUGGGAAUAAUUUAGGGGUAUUAGGUUUAAUGUUUGCUGGGAUUGAAAGUGUUUUGAUUCAUUAUAGAGAUGCCGAUGAUCUGAUUAAUACUGCUCUUGCCGGUCUUGGCACUGGUGCGAUUUAUCGCGCGGCUAGAGGCCCUAGGUCUGCUGCUAUUGCUGGUGCUAUUGGUGGAAUUGCUGCUGCUGCUGCCGUUGCGGGAAAACAGGUCGUUAAAAGAUAUGUUCCCAUUUGAAAAAGUCUUGAUUUUUGAGAGGCUGGAUAGGUGGUGUCUUAUUUUAGCCACUUGAGGUUUUUAUUAUUUCGGUAAUGUUUUAGAUGGUCUCUUUUUUCAUGGAUAUUUGGCGUAAUUGGAAUCAUGCUUGACUGCUUGUAGUGAAUACUAUUAUUGUUAUUAUCUUUUAUAAUCUAAUCUGCCGACUUGUCCUUUCUUGAUUGA